GUGUUUAAAACAUGCGGCUGACGCAGCAGACCACCAGCCAACCACAGCCGACCUUGAUCCCAGCCCACAUCCGACCAUGUGCGGUUAUGUGUAACCGGGGAUUGUUCUGGAGACAAGAAUGUUCCUGUUUACUUGAAGCGUGGCGCGUGUCACGAACAGGCGCGAUGUUCUCACCCCUGUCCCGCCGGGGCCUGUGUGUUCUCGCGGUGUGUCUGGUCCCCUGGCUGACAGUAGGACAGACUACAGAUGACAGUUUCCGCGACAACAAAGGAACAGAGUUUGUCUUGUCGUUCGUCGAAAACUUCCAGCGCGCGGGACACCGGCCACAGCUUCUCAUCUCCGGCACGAGCCCGGAGCCCACGUCGGUGGUUGUUGAUGUACCACUUGUCGGAUUCACCUCAGUAGUCAACGUGAGAUUCGGCGAGGUUGCGACAGUUAAUCUCCCGCGCGAUGGUGUGGAGAUGCGGGGGAGUAGGAAAGGACGUCAUGCGGUCUCCAUUCGAGCCGAAGACGACAUCAUAGUUUAUGGUGUUUUUACUGAACGAGACUCAACCGACGGGUACCUGGGCCUCCCCAUAGACGUACUGGGGACAGAAUACCUGGUGCCUUGUAGUACGGUCACGAGUAACAGACCAGAAGAGGGGUUCGUUCAUAUUCCUUCAGAGUUCGGGCUUGUGGGAGCGUAUGACAACACCACUGUCGUCAUUGUACCAAGCCAACCUGUAGUGUUUGAGGACCAAAGCUAUGAUGCGAAGGCGAGAAUUACAACAACGCUGGGCAAGAUUGAAACGUUGCAGAUUCAGAGCAGUGACGACUUAACAGGAUCCCUCAUCAUCUCCAGUAAGCCCGUAGCUGUUCUGAGCGGGAACGUGUUCGCCAGUGUGGGGACCCGGGCCGAGGUGAGGGGCUCCGGGGCGCACAUCGCGGAGAUGAUCCCUCCCGUCAGCACCUGGGGGAAACAGUUUGCUCUGGUGCCGCUGAAGGAGAGAGACAAGGGAGACGUCUUUCGCGUCCUGGCUUCCAAAGACAAUACUCAGGUCAAUCUUACCGGAAACGUUCCACGAGUGAUACAAGCUGGGGAAUUCUGGGAAUUCAACCUGCCGUCUUACCGUUAUAAAUACCUGACUGCCAGUGAGCCGAUCCUUCUUGUGCAGUACAGUAAAUCAAAAACCGUUGACCAAGCCCGGGCCGACCCCUUCAUGAUGCUGAUCCCUGCCGUAUCACAAUAUGCCACCAACUACUCCUUCACCACAGUGGACUUUGCCGUUCUCCGCCUUGUUGGUACUUACCACCUGAACAUCGUUGUAAGCACUGCAGAAAAAAACGGACUCCGUCUGAACGACAAUCCUCUGGAUUCCCAAGUCCAGUGGACCGUUAUACCUGGAACAAAGAUGUCUGCAGCCAGACUAGAUGUGAUGUGCGGAUCCCAUACCUUAGUCCACGUGUCCCCCGGGGUGACGUUCGGCGUGUCUCUGUACGGCUUCACAGACUGGGAUGGGUACGGCUACCCCGGGGGUCUGCGUCUCACCGCGGGGGCCUGGUGGGCCGGCACGCCCCAGGGUGUGGAUGCUGGGCCAAAUAUCAACGACAAGGAAUUUCUCAUAGAUCCGCAAUACAACAGGGAAGACAUUAGAAAUAUGGCACCAACAGAUAUCCCGCCUGAAGCUGUUCAGUGGAAGGACUACACGGAAUCUAAAGUUCUAAUCAUUGGAUUUUGCGCCAUGCUAUUAGUACUUGUUAUAGCUGCUCUGAUUCAAAUACAAAAUAGGUGUAAAGACGAUAUCUCCUCUACAUCAAUGGAAGUGCUUGAGUUAGAAGAUCCAAGUAGUGACCAUUAGGAACAUUUCAAAUGCUAGAUAGCGCAACGCACCCAGUAUAUGCAAAUCGGUUUACAACGGGCGGCAUCGAUGGAUAUGAAUUAUGCAAAUUAUAACUUAAUUGGCAUACCGAAUGAAAUAAGCAUGAUGCCUUAAGGUAGUGACAAUUGAUAAUAUCAAAUAUGCUUAUAAGAGACUUCACUGAAUACCAUUUGCAUUGCAAUGAGACGAAAUGACACGCUGAAGGUAUGAGGUCUUGGAACUCUAGUUGCACUUUGACUUUGACCGAAACACAUUUUUU
Molecule: messenger RNA, 2118 nt
Organism: Branchiostoma floridae (Florida lancelet)
Lineage: Eukaryota; Metazoa; Chordata; Leptocardii; Amphioxiformes; Branchiostomatidae
Exons: 7
Coding region: 12-1838 (608 amino acids)
Source: RefSeq, a predicted model, not a curated record